AUGGCGAAUAAUAGUCAACAACAGCAAGCAUCCGCAUCUACAAACGAUAAUAAUAUUACUUCCAAUGUUGAUAAUCAUCCAUCGUCUUCAGACACUAACAACAAUCUUGUGAAUCAACCUAUAGUUGAUUUCGCAUCUUUGCUCGAAAUACCUCUUUUUAAUGAAUUAAUGCUUGUAUAUGAAAUUCAGUAUAACGCAACCAAAGAUGCUCUCAAACAUUUCCUCGAAGAACAGCCUAAUUUGAUUCUUCCUCUCUUUACCAAUGUACUGUGGAAUUUGCUGGUCAAUCCGUUGUUGGCUAUUAAUCCAGUCACAAAUUUGAAUUUAUCUACUCAGGAUAUGCCGAUACCUACUGGAGACCUACAGAAGAUUGCAGGAGAAAUGUUGAAUAAGACUAAAACACCUAACAAUAUGCAAAAUGUAAUUAAUCCUCAACGAUGCAAUCAACGCGUGCAUGCUCAAUUAGACAAUCAUACUUAUAAACGGACUCGGAUCAUGAAUCGCGCUGAAAAUCAGAAAAACAACUCCAUUCUAUGUAACGUUUGCGCAAAACCAUUGAAAAAUCGGGCUGCAUUUGUGAAACAUCGUCGACGACAUCUUGGUAUCUCAGAGCUUGCUUUUGCAUGUGGAACAUGCGACAAACGGUGCAGCGAACGUCGUCAUCUAGCGGUUCACUGCAAAAACAAACAUCAUGAAAUGCCAUCGGCGCCAUCCAAGCCCGGCUUUGGAAGUAAUCUGGAGCAAGAUAUGAUCAAUCUUAAUGAUUCAAAAGAAGAAAGUCCGGAUUCAGUUCCUGAAAUAAACUCCGUGAAUGAGAAGGUACUUGUGAAACUCUGGCAAUCAGAUGAUGAUAAAAAUAGCAUUCCGAAUGGAAGAGAUAUGUGUAAUCAGUUGUAA
Cercopithifilaria johnstoni is the source of this 897-nucleotide messenger RNA. The record is from the annotation of a GenBank genome assembly. Lineage: Eukaryota; Metazoa; Nematoda; Chromadorea; Rhabditida; Onchocercidae.